AUGGAUGCGAACUGGGGCGUUCGAAAGGCGGUAUGCGAAGUAUUCGUUGAAGUAGCCCGUCAUACCUCACCGAAUAUUCGACGAACACAACUGGCUCAGACUUUUGUGAAACUGCUUCAUGACCCGUCGCGUUGGGUGUGGUACACGGCAUUCCAAGAGCUUGGUCCGUUUAUUGCCACUUUCGCCAACUCAAAGUUGUCUGGAUUGAGAAUAAAGGAUGGACAGGUCUGUGAAUCAGAUGGUCGAAGUGACUUGGAGAGUGUCGUCACAGAUGCGGUGGAUUUUGAAAAGCUUCCAACAGGAUGUUGUAUGCCUGAAAAAGACUCGGAGGAGGACGAUGCGGAAGACAGCGGCCAAGAAUCCGAUCAUAGUGAAGACGCUGAGCAAAUUAUCGAUGGAUUGCAACAUAUGCUGGAUACGUGGACAGCUGGACACAGGAGGAACUCGACGCAUAGUGCUCCGCCCAGUGUCAUCGAAGGCGAACCGUCGAGUUCAGGCGUUGGCAUCGCAGCCAAAUGUAAUUCAUCGGAUGAUCUGUCAAAAGUCGGCCUAGACGAUGAUGAUGAGUUCGAAGAAAAUGAUACGGAUGAUCCGUUAGAUACUUCGAUGAGAGCAGGUCUGGACGAAAGUUUCUUACUCGAUGAAAAUGAGGAUUCAAAACCAGCAGAGCCGCCAUCGAGUGCACAAGAAGACUUCACCCCAGCAUCGUAUUGGGCAGAUUCAUACGAGGGAUUUGCAAACAACGGCGAAUUGAUCGAAUUUGGCUCCUCGAGCUCUGUACCAAGCGCGCCCUCGUUCCUAGAGCGACGAUAUGACGUCCUCUAUGUGUCACCAGAGCGAACAGGAACGACGCCAAUUUCAAGUCCUCGUCGAUCACGAAACAGUGAAAGUUCCGAUGGCGACGAGCUCUUUUCUCUCUCACCGAGGACUCGUAAUAGCUCGCGAACCAUUAGCGGUCCAGGAGAUGAUACGGAGCUGUUUGCUGACUGCAGAGGAGAGGACGAUACUGACGAGGCUUUCGAGGAAGAUGGAUCGCAGAAGAUAGUUCCUCAAGAGUUGGUCGAUAAUUUUAUGGGAAUGGUCUUACCUGGCGGAAUGAUGGAUUCCGACAUCAAUCGGCAUUGCGCUCACAACUUUCCUGCAGUGGCAUACACUCUCGGAAGAGCCAGUUGGCCUCAGUUGAGGGACACCUACAACAAGCUCGCCAAUGAUGAUCAACUCAAAGUACGGGUUUCAAUAGCGAGUUCGAUCCAUGAAAUGGCGGCUAUUGUCGGUGCACGACAUACUGAUGACGAUCUUCUUCCAGUAUUCCAUGCAUACAGGGAGGAUGCAUUCGAAGUGCGUGUCGGGCUUUUGAAACAUCUAUUUGAAUUCUAUCGGUGUUUGUCGCCAGAAACUCGAAAAGGAAUGAUCGAUGCCCUUCCUCAGUUCAUGCCAAUGGAUAACACGAUGCUGAACGGUAAUUGGAGGUAUCGACACGAGUUUGCCAAGUUAGUUUUGCAGUUAUUGUUCUUGCUUCGUUAG
Molecule: messenger RNA, 1524 nt
Organism: Cooperia oncophora
Lineage: Eukaryota; Metazoa; Nematoda; Chromadorea; Rhabditida; Trichostrongylidae
Source: the annotation of a GenBank genome assembly